This is a messenger RNA of Coffea eugenioides, 594 nucleotides long. Its product is annotated as pentatricopeptide repeat-containing protein At1g63330-like. The record is from RefSeq and is a predicted model, not a curated record. Gene Ontology annotation, molecular function: protein binding. The transcript has 2 exons. The coding region runs from base 1 to 594 and encodes 197 amino acids. NCBI's taxonomy places the organism in Eukaryota, Viridiplantae, Streptophyta, Magnoliopsida, Gentianales, Rubiaceae.
AUGAAUCUCUUUCGAGAGAUUCAGCAUAAAGGUUUAACACUUGAUACUGUUGUUUAUAUCACUGUUUUGCAGGGGUUUUUUAGUGUAGGAAGGUAUCCUAGUGCAAGAGAAGUUUUUGAUGAGUUGCAAGCUUCUGGCAUAAAGCUUGAUUUUCACACUUACUGCGCGAUGUUGGAUGAGUUAUGCAAGACUAGACAUGUCGGUAAAGCAUUGCAGUUAUUUCAUUCAAUGGAAGCUAACGGAAUAGAUCAUCAUAUUGGCAUGUACAAUAUCAUCGUCGAUGGCUUGUGCAAAAGUGGGAGGCUAGAUGGUGCUCGCAAUCUUUUUGGCAAUCUUUAUAUGAAAGGAUUUGAUCGUAAUGUCACAACAUACACCACAAUGGUUGCUAGCUUGCUUUCAGAAGGCUUGCUCACCGAAGCUAAAGAGUUUUUUGAGAAAAUGGAAGAAAAUGGUUGCCGGACAGAUAGUGUUACAUACAAUGUUAUUCUGCAAGAACUCCUUAAAGGAGGCCAUUAUGAUGAUGCAAUAGUCUAUCAUAAAGAAAUGUUCACAGAGAUUGAUCUCGAUAGUAAGAAGUUUAUGGACGGGGGAUAA